Messenger RNA from Folsomia candida, 661 nucleotides. RefSeq lists its product as uncharacterized. Bases 97 to 519 code for a protein of 140 amino acids. The record is from RefSeq and is a predicted model, not a curated record. The transcript is spliced from 3 exons. NCBI's taxonomy places the organism in Eukaryota, Metazoa, Arthropoda, Collembola, Entomobryomorpha, Isotomidae.
AUCUAUGUAUAUAAUAUCGUUUAGCAGUCGCAAUUUGAAUAUUUAUAUUUAUUGGAACCCAUUCUUUAAUAGCUUGUUCUUACUACAAUUUUCAAAAUGCUGAAAAAUAUUCUUCUCGUGCUUUCCUGCAUUGCUUUAGCAGCAGCUCAAUCCCAAGUAACGAUUAGCUUGUCUGGGUCAGAAUUGUUGGACUACGACUCCAUAUCCGGAUGUGACACGGUUAUUACGAUUUUCUGCUCAUCCACAUCGUCCCCCGCCACAUACUGCGGAGAGGUUCAGAAAAUAUCAGAUGAUGCAUACCCCGUAUUUCCGGAGCGAUUCACUUUUCCUUAUGCAAUCGGAACGGGCCAGCAAUGGCGCUUUGAACUUGUUGACCGAGAUGUCCAAUUCGACGACCCCAUUGGCACCGUGGUCAUCUCUGUGGACGAUUUUAUGCAAACUAUCACGACGGGAGGGACCAUGACGAGGAGAGUGAAUUUAAAUCGACCUGGGAAUCUCCAUGUCAAGAGGGAAGCGUAAAAACAAACGUUAAAUAAAUACAAGAUUGCAUUUGGGCUUUUAUAAUUUCGUCGAUAACUAUAAAAUGUAUUUGUAUGCAAAAAUAAUAAUGACCAUUGAUUAAAUGAAACAACUUUCAAAUUGUUCAAAUUCUCAUCAGAAA